AUGACUGAAGUCCUCCCGCCUACGGGAAGCGCCGGACCUGCUGCUGGCAUAACAUCUGUCGCUCGGCCUUUGCCUGAUCAAAUCCCAGAGAAUGCUCCAGAGCACUGCCCAGGUGUCGAAUCAGACGCCGCUGGUCAUGCUAAUGCGUGCCAAGGCUGUCCGAAUCAAAACCAUUGCCAAACAGCUCCAAAAGGUCCAGACCCUGAUCUUCCUAUCAUCCGUGAGCGCAUGAAGUGCAUCAACUCUAAGAUCCUUAUAUUGAGUGGAAAAGGCGGCGUGGGCAAAAGCACGUUCACAUCGCAGCUUGCUUGGGCCUGUGCUAGCGAUCACGCCACACAAACGGCCGUGCUCGAUAUCGACGUGUGUGGGCCAUCUAUUCCGACAAUUUUAGGUCUUAGGAACCAGUAUGUACACGCUUCUUCAUCGGGCUGGACACCUGCUUUUGUGUCGGACAACCUGUCGUGUAUGUCUGUCGAGUUCCUUCUUCCGUCCAGUGAAACAGCCAUCAUUUGGCGUGGACCAAAAAAGAACGGCUUGAUCAAGCAAUUUCUUAAAGACGUAGACUGGACUGGUGGAAUGGAUGAGCUGACAAGUGACAAGUGUCUUAUUGACUACCUGCUCGUUGACACGCCACCAGGUACGACGGACGAGCAUCUAUCAAUUGUUGGCUUCCUACGCGAGUCUGGCAUUGACGGGGCCGUCAUCAUCACGACGCCUCAGGAAGUGUCUCUUCAGGAUGUUCGCAAGGAGAUCUCUUUUUGCAAUAAGAUGCAUGUGCCGAUCAUUGGCGUCGUGGAAAACAUGGCUGGGUUCGUGUGUCCUACUUGCCAUACACGCUCCGACAUCUUUUAUCCAUCGACUGGUGGCGCACAAGCUCUGUGUGAUGAGCUUGGACUUACAUUUCUCGGAAGUGUCCCCAUUGACCCACGCAUCGCAAGGUGCUGUGACGUGGGAGAAAGCUUUGUGGAAGAGUAUCCCGAGAGCCCAGCAAGCGAGGCAUACCUCUCGAUUAUUGCCAAGAUCAAGGAACGUGUGGCGCAAAAGGGCACAUAA
Messenger RNA from Malassezia globosa CBS 7966, 1053 nucleotides. RefSeq lists its product as uncharacterized. NCBI's taxonomy places the organism in Eukaryota, Fungi, Basidiomycota, Malasseziomycetes, Malasseziales, Malasseziaceae. Gene Ontology annotation, biological process: iron-sulfur cluster assembly. The transcript has a single exon. Gene Ontology annotation, molecular function: 4 iron, 4 sulfur cluster binding; ATP-dependent FeS chaperone activity; ATP binding. The coding region runs from base 1 to 1053 and encodes 350 amino acids. Gene Ontology annotation, cellular component: cytosol. The record is from RefSeq and is a predicted model, not a curated record.